AUUAUACUAAUAGCAGGAGAAUGUUAAGAGUCAUUUUAGUCUUCUUAUGAGUCAUUUAGUAUAUUCUUAGUAUUUUUAGCCUCUAAAACCAAAAAUGUUAUGGACUAAAUUUUAGUCCCUAAACUAAAGAAACCAAACAUGACCUAACUAAUCACAAAUUGUUGCGACUAUUAUGUCGAAGCCGCUUAGAAUGUGGUUUAUAAUAGCAAAAAUACGCGUCUUAGUAAUAGCUGGUCUAAGAUGUCUCCAUGCUGUUAUUACAAAGAAAAAUCAAUAUUUCUACCUCACUCAUGAAUGGGAAAAAUAACUAGUAGCUAAUUUACUAAAAAUAGCUAAUAACUGAAUUAUUAGCUAGAGUUUAGAUGUCGCUAACUAAUUUUAGCCAUUAAUUAUUAUCUCUAGAGCAUUCAAAAUUUGAUAAUUAUUUAAAAUGAAAAUAGAUAAUUAGAAAAGAAAUAGAAAUUCUCUUGAAGGUUUUUUAGUUGUAGAGAUAGAAAAGUCUUAGAAUUGUUGAUAGAGAUAUUAUUUAAAAUAAAAGUUGUAUGUAGACAGUCUCUGAUCGUGAGCGUCCGUUUCUGUCCAGACGGUCAAGCCGCGAACAUUUCCCGCCCAAUCAAACCCAAACCACCGCUCACCUCCGCUGACGGCCGCCAGCCCGCCACGAUGGAGCUCUCCGCCGCCUUCGAGGAACGCGUCCGGCAGAUGGAGGACGCCCGCAACCAACGCCUCGCCCUCCUCAACGCGGAGAAGGAGACCCAGGCCGCCAAGUCCCGUAUUCUCUCGGCCAAGCUCGCCGCCACGCGCCGACUCGAGUGCCGCCGUCUCCUCCUCGAGCGCCGCGCCGCCGACCUCGCCUUCCGCGCCCUCGCCGCCCGCGCCGACAUCGACGCCGCCCGCGCGCGCCGCCUCCUUGUCGCCCGCGACCUCAGCUCGGUAAGGGGUGAGAUCGAGGAGGCUGAGAGGAGGGAACAAGGCUGGGACCGCUUCUACGAGGCCAAGAGGAAGGACAUGGAGGAGUUCCAGACGGAGUCGCGGCGGUUCGAGGCGGAGACUCGCGAGGAAGUGCAGAGGCUGAGGGAUUUGGUAUCUCGACUGAAAUCUACACUGCAAGAGCUGCAGAGCAGCGAGAUGUACUCGAACAACACGGAGAUUGCUGCUGCAGAAGCUAGGAAGUCCGACCUGACUGCUAAGAAGGCAAAGAUGGAGGAGAGCCUGGCUUCAGCCCGCCAGUUCAGAGCGCUGCUUCAGCAGCAGCUCCAGAAAGCCUUUCAGUCACAGGUGGACGAUGGGGAUCAAGAGGCAGCUCAAGCUACCAUUUGAACUUGAAGUGCUACUUCAGGUCCAAUCGUGCGUAAGGAAAGCGAGCGAGGGCGCCUGCAUCGGUACGCCCGGUGACUUCUUUCGGUUUCAUGCUUGACGCAUUGCAUCGGUUGUACAGGUGGAAGAAAUCUGGCAGGGUCCAAGAAACACCGAAUGUCUUUUUUGGUUGUUCGCCGAAGAACACCGUAUGGCACUUCUUUCACGGCAAUGGAAGCAUGUUUCUCAAUUGUUACCUGGUAGGCUGGUACUAUAGCUUCAUUGCGACGCUUGACCAGAACUCAUCAGGCAGGAGGCAUGUGCCUUCGCCAUAUGCAGCAAGUGCAAUGUACUCAUCGCAUUUGCUUCAGGAUCUUUGGCGAAGCGUGAGCCUUUUUCACCCAGCUAGCGGACUGGAUUGGUACUGACACUGCAAAGUGUUCAUUAAUGUGUAGGGCUAGUCACCCUCAUUUGCAUAUUUGCAUGCAGCCGAGAGGCAAAGUGGACGCUUUAGGGUUUGUGCCUCCUCUCCAACUACUCUCGCACUUGUACCAUCUCGUUAAAUGCUGCUGCAUGAGGAAGCUUUUCUUGCUAUGUCAGGUGAAUCGUCCGUGCAUUGUAGAACAGCGAAAUACGGCUGUAAUUCGUAAAUUCUUGGAAAUAAAUAUCGUGUCAGUGGCUGGAUAUCGAAAAAAA
Molecule: messenger RNA, 1992 nt
Organism: Zea mays
Lineage: Eukaryota; Viridiplantae; Streptophyta; Magnoliopsida; Poales; Poaceae
Exons: 4
Coding region: 664-1320 (218 amino acids)
Source: RefSeq, a predicted model, not a curated record